Molecule: messenger RNA, 448 nt
Organism: Mycotypha africana
Lineage: Eukaryota; Fungi; Mucoromycota; Mucoromycetes; Mucorales; Mycotyphaceae
Exons: 1
Source: RefSeq, a predicted model, not a curated record
GUAUACUCACUCUAGUAUCUUUCUUCUAGAAGACGAUGGACCCUUGAGAAAUUCAGGUUGAGUGAUAGCAAAAAAGUUCCUCUGAUUGUAUUUGGUGACGGCAUGUUCAACAAAUCCGCCGUUCAUUUAAAGGGCCUUAGAACUGGUGUCGUUGGUGUUCUUUGGCGUGCAUUGGAGCGAAGAGAGGCCGCCGGCGAUUUACUAGUGAUAACCAUUGAUGAAUAUCUUAGCUGUCGAACAUGCAAUAAUUGCCGCUCCAACACCGUUGAAGCGCUGAAGACUGUUCCAGGCCAAAGUAUCCUUGUCUGCAAAACCUGUUCAAUACUUAGGAACCGGGACGUCAACGCUGCAAAAAACAUGUUGGCAAUUAGCGUGUCGAAAUGAAAGUCAACGGGAAGACCUAUUGAGUUUUGUAGAAAACCAAGGAAGUCACCCGCAUCAACCGCUU